AAGAUUAUCGAACAAGUGGACCAACAAUGAGUCAAUGACUCGUCCAAUUUUAAGCCGUGCAUCUCAGCGCCAACCUCAGCCUCUUCCUUCCCUUCUUUCCGAUCACUACCACGCUGCCAUUUUUUGUGUCACUCAUCAACUCCUCUCACUUCAUCAUCGGUUCCACAACCAUGAGUUUGUGUAAGAAGAUUAAUGGUUUCCGACGAAUUGGGCGAUUUGUAUCCGGAAUCACUCGUCAGAGACAAACUCCAAACCUAUCAAAUGUAAACGCUCAACCAAAGCUCACUGAUUUCAAGGCUGAAGAUGGAUCCAGAUCUGGUGCAAUUAGAGUUUUCACCCUCCUAGGUGCAGGAAUUUCUGGAUUUUUAAGCUUCACAACAAUAGCUUAUGCAUCUGAUGAAGCAGAACAUGGCUUAGAAUCCCCCAACUACCCAUGGCCUCACCAAGGCAUUCUCAGUUCAUAUGAUCAUGCUUCGAUCCGAAGAGGCCACCAGGUGUAUCAACAAGUCUGUGCUUCAUGUCACUCAAUGUCACUCAUCUCUUACAGAGACCUUGUUGGUGUUGCAUACACUGAAGAAGAAACAAAAGCCAUGGCAGCUGAGAUUGAAGUUGUUGAUGGGCCUAAUGAUGAAGGUGAAAUGUUCACUCGACCCGGUAAACUCAGUGAUCGCUUCCCUCAGCCUUAUGCAAAUGAACAAGCAGCUAGGUUUGCUAAUGGAGGCGCCUACCCCCCAGAUCUAAGUCUCAUCACCAAAGCUCGUCAUAAUGGUCAGAACUAUGUGUUUGCGCUUCUUACAGGCUACCGUGAUCCUCCUGCGGGUGUUUCGAUGAGAGAGGGAUUGUAUUAUAAUCCUUAUUUUCCUGGUGGAGCUAUUGCUAUGCCAAAAAUGCUUAACGAUGGUGCUGUUGAAUAUGAAGAUGCAACACCUGCCACCGAGGCUCAGAUGGGAAAAGAUGUUGUCAGCUUUUUAGCAUGGGCUGCUGAGCCUGAGAUGGAAGAAAGAAAACUGAUGGGAUUUAAGUGGAUAUUUGUGUUGUCGCUUGCACUUCUGCAAGCUGGAUACUACAGGCGAUUGAAAUGGUCGGUUCUCAAGUCUCGUAAGCUUGUGCUUGAUGUGGUCAACUGAUCUACUACAUCUUCACUUCCAUGUAUGUAUAUGUAUUGUAUACCAGAGGUAAACGCCAAUAAACUUAUUUCGUCAAAUGAUACAUAUGUCAUUAGUUUACAUAAUGUUUAAGUUUCGUGUAUGUAAAAAAUGGCAUACUCUAAGUUUACAUUAUAUAUUAGAGGGAAAAGUAAGACGUUUAGCAUGUAAACCAUAUUAUUUGUGUCUCUAGCUACUCUCUAUACACUAAGAGAAGCAAUUUUAUUGUUUUUAAACUUUAAACCAAGGAAACUGUUGUUUAUAGAUCAAGAG
Messenger RNA from Lactuca virosa, 1418 nucleotides. NCBI's taxonomy places the organism in Eukaryota, Viridiplantae, Streptophyta, Magnoliopsida, Asterales, Asteraceae. The record is from the annotation of a GenBank genome assembly.